Messenger RNA from Penicillium cataractarum, 897 nucleotides. RefSeq names its product SDR family oxidoreductase. The transcript is spliced from 2 exons. Gene Ontology annotation, cellular component: cytosol. The record is from RefSeq and is a predicted model, not a curated record. Gene Ontology annotation, molecular function: oxidoreductase activity. Lineage: Eukaryota; Fungi; Ascomycota; Eurotiomycetes; Eurotiales; Aspergillaceae. The coding region runs from base 1 to 897 and encodes 298 amino acids.
AUGGCCGCUCCAUUCCCAUCUCCAACAUCGACAUGGCACUCGAAUACCUACCCAUCCUUAUUACCAACCCGUCCCGAGCUCUCUGCUAAGGGCAAGACUGUUCUGAUCACUGGAGGAGGUACCGGAAUCGGUGCUGAAACCGCUGUCUACUUUGCAGAGGCCGGCGCGUCUCGAAUCGCUCUCCUUGGCCGUCGAGAACAACCUCUGGUGGACACAAAGGCUUCUCUCAAACAAAAGUUCCCUGGCCUCGAAGUCUUCAUUGCUCCCACGGACGUCACAAACAAGAAACAAGUGGACGCAGCCUUCGAUACUUUUCUCGGAAAUGACAAGCUUAAUGUCCUGGUCAGUAACGCAGCAACCAUCGGGCCCCAGGACGGUGUGGAGGAUGUCGAGAGCGAAGCCUUUAUGGAAAGCAUUCACCAAAAUGUGAAAGGAUCGCUUCUUGUCGCUCAGGCUUUCCUGCGAUAUGCAUCAUCCGAUGCAGUCGUUAUCGAGACCAAUUCGUCGGCGGCACAUGUGAAUUUCGGCUCUAAAUUUGCUGCUUAUACCAUCGCUAAGUUUGCAGUAUAUCGACUGUGGGAUUCGCUGGCUUCUGCGAACCCAAAUUUCAGCAUUUUCCAUGUCCAACCUGGUGUAGUGGAUACUGCUAUGAACAAAGAGGCAGGAGGAGUUGCUGCUCUCGGUAUAGAGGAUCAUGUUUCCCUUCCCGCCAGCUUCUAUGUCUGGCUGGCAAGUCCCGAGGCGCGUUUCCUGAAAGGAAAAUUCCUGUGGGCUAACUGGGAUGUUGACGAGCUUAAAGCCAAAGCUAAGGAGAUUGAGGCGGGUUCUCAACUUGCUAUUGGACUCGUUGGAUGGCCGUUUCAACAAGGAGACUGGGAACUCCAGGCAACUUUCUAA